Molecule: messenger RNA, 1556 nt
Organism: Dimorphilus gyrociliatus
Lineage: Eukaryota; Metazoa; Annelida; Polychaeta; Dinophilidae
Source: the annotation of a GenBank genome assembly
GCAUAUGCUCAAUCUGUUUUCAGCUGUAUACCUUUUUUUUGAUUUUAUCGUAAUUUGACAAAUAUAUUGUUGUUGAUAAAUAGUCUAAAAUGUUAUAUAGGAAAAUAUAACAUAACUGUCAAGCAACAGAUAGACAUUUAUUAUAAAACUACUAUUUAAACAAAAGUUCAAUAAUGCUUGUUUCGAUUCUUGUAUUAUCACUCAGUAUAAGCAACGCUUUUGGAUGUGGAUCAAUCUUACAUACAGAAAUAGGAUAUCAGGCUCUUAACUAUUUUGGAGGAAACGAAGCGAGAUUUCACAAUAUAAUAAAAAGGCAUAAAAGUUCAUUCGAGUGCGGUCUAACGUUUCCAGAUACGUUUUACUCUGGAAUAUGUUUUAAAGGGAAAUAUCAUCAAAUCUCUGAGGAUACUCAUUGGACUCCGUUUUUAAACGCAUCCUUAGAAUAUAUUUGGACAAAGGAUCCGUAUUUAAAAACUGAGAGAUUUCAAAAAUUAACUGCAUUCCUCUUUGGGGUUUUAAGCCAUCAGAUUGCUGAUGUUUUAUGGCACAGUUUGGGUGUAAAUGAUGGAUUUAUCAGAACUAUGUCAAUGGUCAAUUUCGAUGGUAAUUACGCUAAUGCUCACACUGUUGCCGAUGCAGGGGGUGACGUAAUUGCCCUUUAUAGACAUCAGGAAGCAGCCAUAAAUCCUAUUCUUGAGUGGUAUCUUCCAUUAGAGGAUUUGAAUGAAAUCUAUAAAAUACUCUAUAAUUCAGUGAAAAUUAAUACUGAAGUGAUAUUUGCCUGUUCAUUUGAAAUGUAUAUUGAAAGAUUAGCCGAAACUGAAUUUUUAGGAAAGAUAUAUCCAGCAAUUACUGCAACAGGACCAUUCCUUCCAUCUUUCCUUAACGAUUUCUUUAUCGGAGGAGUCAAUGAUAUGGCAAUUUGGACGAAGAAAAUAUGGAAUGAUCUUGCGCUACUGCUAAAGCAGAGAAAAUGGUCUUGUAAAAUGCCCGAUAAUCCGUUGUUUAUCUCUUGCCGAAAUUCAACGAAAACUGUUAAAAGAGUAAAGACUGUUAAUAGCAAUUAUUACGAAUUUUUAAGCACUCUAAAUUCAACGUUUUAUCGAAAAACUAGUAAAAUUAUUAAACAAACUUAUGGAAUUAUUUUUCAACAUCGAAUUCUAUUAAAAAACGAAUUUACCAAGGAAAUAGUAAAGGAAAAGUCAUAUGAAAUAAAGAACAUAUUUCCAUCUACAUCGAUCUAUUCUAAUCAAACAAAUUCAGAUUUUGGAAGAGAUAUGAUAUUCUAUAAAACUCUGGGAAAUUUAUACUUAAUCGUCGGUAUUCCAUUGUUUCAUUAUGGAGAUAAUCUUCCUGUAGGCUCAAUUCAAAUAUAUAAAAUUCAACAUAAUAGUUUCGAAAAAAUGUAUACAAUAUACGGUAAAGAGGAAGGAAGCGAAUUUGGUCAUUCUAUCAUUGUUAUUGAUAUUAAUAAAGAUGGUUAUGACGAUUUAGUUGUUUCGUCUCCGAGAUCUAAACGCUUUUCAUUGAAUUAUUAUGUGAUUAUAAUUGAAUAA